AUGAAAAACGGUGGCUGGACCCUUGUCGGCAAAAUCAGCGGAAAUGUGGGCAACAUUUACAAUAAAUGGUUGGUGUCUAACCACAGCACUCAAUCGCUGAAGUCUCCAAAGAUCACAGGACAGAAACAGUUUGCCUGCUUUGACGCGCGUAGCUUAGCAGUAGAUGAAGCGUCCACGGUCCUGUUGUCCAGCGGUGAGAGGAUGGAUGGGUUGGGGAGCAAGUGGGUCAUGUGGAGGUUGCCAGGUAGCAGAGAAAAAGACUCGUUUUGGCGCCACUCGGUUGGGGUGACUACGGUAAAGGCAGCUGUUCAAACACCCGUCAUAGUGUACGCUUGGAAUGGAAGCAAAAAGGUAACAACGACGUAGAUGACUAUCCACUGAUGAUAGUCGCAGCUGUAAUUAGCAAUUUAAGCAACUGCAAAUUAACCCGAAAAAUAAAUCGGUGCUUCAACGACAUUCGAACCUAUAGCCUCAGCGUUAGCGCUCUACCAACUGAGCUGUGGGGGCAGGCCAAUUUGUUGAGUUCAUUUUAACCCGUGAUAGGAACGUGUUGUUUCUGUAGUGCUUCAUGACAACUAAGCCACACAUUCAUGCACAGCUGAAGGAGAGAUCUAAAGGGGCGCGUGUUGCUUGUUAACACGAUUACAAAACAUAUGACUAUCAGCUUAUACAGAACAGUCAGCCCUGCGCAGAGUUCAAUUCUUACCCUAUCUCAGAAUAUAUCUGUCGGGCUGUGUAUAAAAUACAUACCACUUAUUAACCGAGAGUGAAGUCAUUACAGGGAAAUCUCAGACCGAGGCCUUGAUGUACUGACCGAGUGAUAGUAAGGUCAAUACAUCAAGGUCAUAUGUUUUGAGUUGUACAAUUGAGCCCGUGAUACAGUCAUGUGACACUGGUCAGCAGAUGCCCUUUUUGAUAGCUGUUAAUAUAUAACAUAGAUGUCAAUAAGGAUGUCCACAAGUCAAUACAUCAAGGCCGAGGUCUCCCUGCAUUGACUAAACUGUCAGUUUUUAUCCCCUAGAUCUGUUACCAAAACAAGUUCGGGAUAAUGCCUUAUGCUUUACAUGGAGGUUCGUAUCCUUACACCUCUUAUGACCCUGCAGGCAACACCGCCACAAACGACUACUGUAUGUCUGUUGGAGUCAUGACGAAAGGAUCCACUGCGCAUGCCUGGUCCCAGAAUGCCAAUGGUUACGAUAGUCCAAGCAGUGAUUCUGAUUGGCCAAACAGGUCAUCAUACAGCCACCAGUCUCCACACCUGACGGUCUGGCUCAAGUAA
Porites evermanni is the source of this 1279-nucleotide messenger RNA. The record is from the annotation of a GenBank genome assembly. Lineage: Eukaryota; Metazoa; Cnidaria; Anthozoa; Scleractinia; Poritidae.